Molecule: messenger RNA, 727 nt
Organism: Leptidea sinapis
Lineage: Eukaryota; Metazoa; Arthropoda; Insecta; Lepidoptera; Pieridae
Product: iron-sulfur cluster assembly 2 homolog, mitochondrial
Exons: 2
Coding region: 171-623 (150 amino acids)
Biological process (GO): iron-sulfur cluster assembly
Cellular component (GO): mitochondrion
Molecular function (GO): 2 iron, 2 sulfur cluster binding; 4 iron, 4 sulfur cluster binding; iron ion binding
Source: RefSeq, a predicted model, not a curated record
AGGUAGGUAUUUAGUAUUAUGUGAUGUGAUAUUAUAAAUAUAUUUUGAUUUUGUAAUUCCGUUCCAUUAGGACAAGGAUUGGACUAAAAAUAGUGACUGCGAAUAUUAUGUAAAACAUAAUCUGCUGCAACUUGAAAUUGUCAUUUAAUCAUUUACAAUUAUUAUUAUCGAUGGUUGAAAAUAUUUUCAAAAUGUUAUUGAAAAAUGUUUUAAGGUAUCAUGUCGGACUGAAACACUUUGACUGUAGAGGGCCUAGACUUUUAUCAACUCUUAAACCUGUUCAUGUCUCACCUAACGACGCAAUUGCCUUAAGUGAUAAUUGUGUUAAAAGAUUAAAAGAGCUUUGUUCAAAAGAUGUGUUCUUAAGACUGUGUGUGGAAAGUGGUGGAUGUUCGGGCUUUCAAUAUAAGUUUAAUUUAGAUGAUAAUCUUUCAGAUGAUGAUCGGAUUUUCGAAAGGGAAGGAGCUAAAGUGGUUAUUGAUGAAACAUCUCUGGAAUACAUUAAAGGCUCAACCAUUGAUUAUCACACUGAGCUGAUCAGAUCAGCAUUUAGGGUUGUACAGAAUCCUAAUGCAGACAUUGGUUGUUCUUGUGGUGCAAGCUUUUCCAUUAAAAUUGACUAAGACCGCAGAUGUACAAAUAUAGAUAAAAUACUUUUGUAUAUAUUAUGUAGUUGAAGUUUAGUCACCAUAAUAGACUAAAAAUUAAAAUAGAAUAAUUAAACAUA